Messenger RNA from Folsomia candida, 1164 nucleotides. RefSeq lists its product as uncharacterized. Bases 102 to 851 code for a protein of 249 amino acids. The record is from RefSeq and is a predicted model, not a curated record. The transcript is spliced from 2 exons. Lineage: Eukaryota; Metazoa; Arthropoda; Collembola; Entomobryomorpha; Isotomidae.
UCCAGCUUUAAGUUGUAUUUGAUUCUGCACAUUUCUUAAAUAAAGUUGACCAUUGUUUCCGGAAUUUGUGUGAAUUUGUUAAGCAAUCAUUCUCUGGUGCCAUGACGGGCUUAGCAAAAGAAAUUCUCCCCCUGCUCCUACUUCUCUCGGGCGUGGUGGCACUUACAGUAGGCGAAGACCCAGCCGCAGCUGGACUACAACCGCCCCCACUCCCUCCUCAACCACCACAACCAACAGCUAAUAAGCCCAACAAUAAGCCAGCAGGCCCCCCGAUCAAGAAGCUGGACGGCCCCCCUCCGAAUAAAAUGAACGGCCAAAGCAAGAAUAAGAAAUCACCUCCUCCGCUGCCUCCCACAACUCCACAACCUGCUCGAGAAGAAGACUCUGCCAUCGAGACCCCCAAGCUCAACAUGAAUGCCACCGCUCCCGUCAAGUGUGACCCUCGCGACUACGUCCAACGAGGCUACUGCCAAAAGUACUUCACCUGCAACAGGAAGCUGCGUCAGGAGAUAAAGCAUGGUUGCAGCGACGGUCUCUUUUGGAAUCCCAGCUUCAACUCGAUCCACGGCGGAGUUUGCGACUACUUGAGGAACAUUGAGAACGAGACGUUGUACGAGUACAAGAAGGACCCGACCUGCGUUUUGGACGUGGCCUACUUCCGGUCCGAAGGGGAAUGUUCCGGAAGAUAUUAUUACAACCAUCCGAAGAGGACGGAGGGUGUGGAGCAGGAGGAGGACUGCCCCCAAGGCCUCGUGUGGUCCAAGCUGAAGGAAAGCUGCGAGCUGUGUCACAUGGUGAAGAAGGCGGACGGCACCCCCUGCUGCUCCGAAGCCAUGGAGGACGACUACUGACGGUGGUGGGGACGUCGAGCGUCACGUGGGUGCAAUCAUACCUCCUCCUCCUCCAGCAAACCCAUCUCAUUCCAUGCCUCGAUGUCGAUCCCAUCCGUCGCCACUCAUCUCUUCGUCAUCUCAACGAUUAAUCUCGCACCUCUGUCAUUAUUUUCUUCAUAGGAAAAAGCUAUGAAUCUAAUUCUCUACAAAAUAUAAAACUUGCAUCUUAUUUCAAAAUUAAUAAAAUUUGAUCAAUUAGAAAAACCCAUUCUAUUAAAAGCUAUUGUGCACCGAAGCUUAUUGUUGGAACCACACAUAAGAAUGUAGGACC